Molecule: messenger RNA, 2108 nt
Organism: Juglans microcarpa x Juglans regia
Lineage: Eukaryota; Viridiplantae; Streptophyta; Magnoliopsida; Fagales; Juglandaceae
Product: putative pentatricopeptide repeat-containing protein At5g65820
Molecular function (GO): protein binding
Source: RefSeq, a predicted model, not a curated record
GCCAAGUUUAGCUGUAGCUGCAGACCCACGAAGAAAAUGCAGAAAUUGUAUUCACGAACCGAGAUUUUCUUCAAGAAACGCCCUCACUUCCUCGUUUCCUCCAAAGCAAACCAGCACUUCAACUGCUUUAACUCAACCUCACGCGUCACAGCCCAUGAGUUCCCCCGAUCCCGUCCCUCCAACUCUCGAGGGAUUCUUCCCCACACCCCAUCGCAAUUCAAGCCAAACCGUAGCAGACCCUCCAACCAGAUUGACCACAACCAUGUAUCAGACGCUAUAAGAAGUGGCUUUGGGCUGGUUCGCCUUCAAACUAACUCAGACAAUCAGGCCCACAAUGAGAGCCAUGACGAGUUUACCGCCGAUGUCGAGAAGGUUUACAGAAUCUUAAAGAAAUUCCACUCGAGGGUUCCCAAAUUGGAGCUCGCUUUGCAGGAAUCAGGUGUCUGUAUGCGUUCGGGUUUAACGGAACGAGUAUUGAAUCGCUGCGGCGAUGCCGGGAACUUGGGGUACAGGUUUUUUGUUUGGGCUUCGAAGCAGCCCGGCUAUAGACAUAACUAUGAAGUCUACAAAGCUAUGAUAAAGAUUUUAGGGAAAAUGAGGCAAUUUGGUGCUGUUUGGGCGCUGAUUGAGGAAAUGAGGACGAAUAAUUCCGACUUGAUAUCCCCAGAAGUGUUUGUUGUUCUGAUGAGGCGGUUCGCCUCGGCCAGGAUGGUUAAGAAAGCAAUCGAAGUGUUGGAUGAAAUGCCAAAGUAUGGUUGUGAGCCUGAUGAGUAUGUGUUUGGGUGUUUGUUAGACGCUUUAUGCAAGAAUGGUAGUGUUAAGGAAGCUGCCUUGUUGUUCGAGGAUAUGAGAGUCCGGUUUGUGCCGACGCUUAAGCAUUUUACAUCAUUGUUGUAUGGUUGGUGUAGAGAAGGGAAGCUCACGGAGGCCAAGUUUGUCUUGGUGCAGAUGAGGGAGGCAGGGUUUGAACCGGACAUGGUGGUGUAUAACAAUUUGCUAAGUGGGUAUGCUCAAGAGGGCAGGAUGAGUGAUGCAUUUGACCUUUUGAAGGAGAUGAGGAGGAAGGGUUGUGAGCCGAAUGCAACCUCCUAUACUACUUUGAUUCAGGCGUUCUGUAGGCAGGAUAGAAUGGAGGAGGCAAUGCGUACUUACAUUGAGAGUCAGAGGAAUGGGUGUGAGGCUGAUGUUGUGACCUACAGUACAUUGAUAAGUGGCUUUUGCAAGAAAGGAAUGAUUGAUAAGGGUUAUGAGCUUCUGGAUAAUAUGAUACAGGGAGGACAUGCUCCAAAUCAGACAAUUUAUUUGCAUAUCAUGGUGGCUCAUGAGAAGAAGGAACAGCUGGAAGAGUGUAUGGAGCUCGUGGAGGAGAUGCGAAAGUUCGGUUGCAUUCCCGAUCUUAAUAUUUAUAAUACAGUCAUUAGGUUAGCUUGCAUUGGGGAGGUUAAGGAAGGUGUUCGACUUUGGAAUGAAAUGGAAGAAAGUGGACUUAGUCCAGGGCUUGACACCUUUGUCAUAAUGAUUCAUGGGUUUAUUGGGCAAGGUUGUCUGGUUGAAGCUUGUGAGUACUUCAAAGAAAAGGUUGAGAGGGGUCUUCUUUCUGCUCCUCAUUAUGGUACCUUGAAGGAGUUAUUUAAUUCUAUAUUAAGAGCCGAGAAGCUUGAGAUGGCUAAAGAUGUAUGGAGUUGCAUCACGGCUAAAGGGUGUGAACUUAAUGUGUAUUCAUGGACAAUUUGGAUCCAUGCACUCUUCUCGAAUGGGCAUGUGAAGGAGGCUUGUUCAUACUGUCUUGACAUGAUGGAUGCAGACGUAAUGCCACAGCCAGAUACUUUUGCUAAACUCAUGCGGGGUUUAAGGAAACUUUAUCACAGGCAGCUUGCUGCUGAGAUAACGGAGAAAGUAAGGAAGAUGGCUGCAGAUAGGAAUGUUACUUUCAAGAUGUAUAAGCGGAGAGGAGAAAGAGACAUGAGAGAAAAAGCCAAGAAGAAAACUGAUGGAAGGAAAAGGAGGGCUCGCCAACGCCGUUGGGUGGAGGCCAUGGUAGAGCUAAACUUCUAUAGUUUGAAUGAAAUGGUUUCUAUGAAGUAAUAUCAUCUUUUUAGUAAGUGUAA